AUCCAAGAUGGCUGCGCCCAUGUACUACCGGUAGCAUCUGAUGACCUUUCUGCUUCCUUUUCGUCACCUGGUCUCUGCGGCUUCAAGGCCGAGCACGGAGAUCAUGCUGGGCCGGACUCUUCGAGAAGUGUCUGCAGCUCUGAAACAAGGCCAGAUUACCCCAACUGAGCUCUGUCAAAAAUGCCUCUCUCUAAUCAAGAAGACCAAGUUUUUAAAUGCUUAUAUUACUGUAACAGAGGAAGUGGCCUUAAAGCACGCUGAAGAAUCAGAGAAGAGAUAUAAGGAAGGUCACUCACUUGGGGAAUUGGAUGGAAUUCCCAUUGCAAUAAAGGACAACUUUAGCACAGCUGGAAUUGAAACAACAUGUGCUUCAAAAAUGCUAAAAGGUUAUAUACCACCCUAUAAUGCUACAGUUGUUCAGAAGUUGUUGGAUCAGGGAGCUGUGUUAAUGGGAAAAACAAAUUUAGAUGAGUUUGCUAUGGGGUCUGGAAGCACAGACAGUGUGUUUGGACCAGUCAAAAACCCCUGGAGCUAUUCAAAACAAUAUAGAGAAAAGAGGAAGCAGAAGCGCCAGGCUGAGGAUGAGGAUGCAGAUUGGCUCAUAGCUGGAGGAAGCUCGGGAGGGAGCGCAGCCGCUGUCUCAGCCUUCACGUGCUUUGCGGCUUUAGGAUCGGAUACAGGAGGAUCAACCAGAAAUCCUGCUGCCCAAUGUGGGCUUGUUGGCUUAAAGCCAACCUAUGGCUUGGUUUCUCGUCAUGGUCUCAUUCCCCUGGUGAACUCAAUGGAUGUGCCAGGAAUCCUAACCAGAUGUGUGGAUGAUGCAGCAGUUGUGUUGGGUGUUCUGGCUGGGCAUGACCCCAAGGAUUCUACCACAGUACAGGAUCCCGUUAAACCCUUUAUGCUUCCCACUUUGGCAGAUGUGAGCAAGCUCUGUAUAGGAAUUCCCAAGGAGUAUCUUGUACCAGAAUUAUCAAGUGAAGUACAAUCUCUUUGGUCCAAAGCUGCUGACCUUUUUGAGUCUGCGGGUGCUCAAGUGAAGGAAGUGUCUCUUCCUCAUACCAGUUACUCAGUUGUCUGCUACCAUGUAUUGUGCACCUCAGAAGUGGCAUCGAAUAUGGCAAGGUUUGAUGGACUUGAAUAUGGGCACAGAUGCAACAAUGAUGUGUCUACUGAAGCCAUGUACGCUGCCACCAGACGAGAAGGGUUCAAUGAUGUGGUGAAAGGAAGAAUUCUCUCAGGAAACUUUUUCCUAUUAAAAGAAAACUAUGAGGAUUACUUUGUCAAAGCCCAGAAAGUAAGGCGUCUCAUUGCUAACGACUUUGGGAGUGUUUUUAAGUCUGGGGUGGACGUCCUGCUCACCCCCACCACCUUGAGGGAGGCAGUACCGUACCUGGAGUUCAUCAAAGAGGACAAUAGAACGCGAAGUGCCCAGGAAGAUGUCUUCACCCAGGCCGUCAAUCUGGCAGGCUUGCCGGCUGUCAACGUCCCUGUGUCCCUCUCGAGCAAAGGGCUGCCGCUUGGACUGCAGUUUAUUGGACAGGCAUUUUGUGACCAGAAGCUUCUUACAGUUGCCAAGUGGUUUGAAAAACAAGUGCAGUUCCCUGUCAUCCAACUUCCAGAACUAAUGGAUGAUUGUUCUUCCAUCUUUGAAAAUAAUCAAAUGCCAUCUCUUUCUCUAAAACAGUAGUGAUAAACAAAUCAGGUGUAUUGGAAUAACUUUCAGAGAUUUUAUUUUUCUAGACAAGGCAAAUGAUCUUAUAAAACUCUUGUUAGUAGGUUUAUUGCUAGCAGUCAUUCCUUGGAAUAAUUUUUUUAAAUUCUUUUGAUGCACUUAAUUAUAAAUAGUCUGUCAGUGUUCAUUAAGCAUCCACCAAAAACAAAGUAUAUUUGUCUUUGUAUUUGCAGCAGAUGUUCCCAGAACAUGGUGCAUUUAAAAAAAAACAGAACUUGGGCUGGAGCUCGCACGUGGCUAUUGUAGUUCAGUACCACAUAUGGUCCCCCAAGCACCACCGGGAGUGAUCCUUGAAUACAGAGCUGAGAAUAAGCCCAGAGCACCUCCAGGUGUGGCCCAGAAACCAAUCCAACAUAAUGCCAUAAAAAUAAAUCAGAAAAAAUUCUCUUUGUCAUUAGCACCAACUAAAGCAGUCAGUGCUAUCUUCUGAGACACCUUGAAGAGCCAGGCAGACAGGUAGCUCAGCAGUAAGGGAGCUUGCUCAGGGAAUGUUGAAAUGUAAAACAUAAUAAUGUGCAGAUAUUUGCCUGUGAGUGCGGAUAUUUGUCUGGGGGUGCUGGGCAGAGGAGCAGUGGGCGCAGUCGGCAGUGUUCCCGGAUCCAGAGUCUCACAGAGAGG
Sorex fumeus (smoky shrew) is the source of this 2350-nucleotide messenger RNA. It is a transcript of the gene QRSL1, whose product is annotated as glutaminyl-tRNA amidotransferase subunit QRSL1. The record is from RefSeq and is a predicted model, not a curated record. Bases 41 to 1687 code for a protein of 548 amino acids. The transcript has 11 exons. Gene Ontology annotation, biological process: glutaminyl-tRNAGln biosynthesis via transamidation; mitochondrial translation. Gene Ontology annotation, molecular function: glutaminyl-tRNA synthase (glutamine-hydrolyzing) activity. Gene Ontology annotation, cellular component: mitochondrion; glutamyl-tRNA(Gln) amidotransferase complex. NCBI's taxonomy places the organism in Eukaryota, Metazoa, Chordata, Mammalia, Eulipotyphla, Soricidae.